AGAAAUUUACCAAAAAAACCCCGUAAACUUUGCACGUCCCUGUCACAAAGCAAAAUCAUCAUCCACUUGAAUAUUCCGGAAUCCAAUAUCUUUCCACUCCAAACACCCCCUCCCUCAAUACUAAAAUGAAUCUAUAAAUAUAUUUUUAAUUCAAAAAAUAGAAGUUUUUCAUUUUUGUUCGGCUUGGAAAGCGUUCCAUCUCAUUUUCCUCUCCGAUAUUUCUCGCGACUUACUCAACGCCUUGCCUUCUUUAUUCUUCGCUGAAUCGCUUUCUCUGUUUUUUCUUUCUUUUUUUUUUCCCGUUUUCACUGUUUUAUUUUAUUUUAUUUUUUACUUCUUCUUGAUCUUAUAUUAUACGUAUGAUAAUAUAUAUACCUGGAAGUUUCCGAUUUGCGUUCUGGCGGUGAUUCACAGCGGAAGAGUUUUCCGUCGCAGUGUUCUUUUUUGUUCGCUGAGAUUACUUUUCUUUUUUGAGAUAUAAAGAGUAAAAGGAAGAUUCAGAGAUGGUAGGAGCAGGAGAUGGAAGAGGAUAUAAGAAGAUAAUUGUUGGAAUUUGCGUCAUGGAAAAGAAGGUGAAAUGCGGAAGCGAGGCUUUUUCAGCUCCAAUGAGACAGAUUUUGGACAGGAUUAAGGCUUUUGGCGAAUUUGAGAUUCUCCAUUUCGGUGAUAGGGUUAUUCUUGAAGAUCCUAUAGAAAGCUGGCCAAUCUGUGAUUGUUUAAUUGCAUUCUACUCCUCUGGAUUUCCCCUAAAGAAGGCUGAAGAAUAUGCUGCUUUAAGGAAACCGUUCCUUGUGAAUGAGUUGGAGCCACAACACCUUCUUCAUGAUCGACGGAAGGUAUACGAGCGACUUGAAAUGUUUGGUAUCUCUGUUCCAAGAUAUGCCCUUGUAAAUAGAGAAGAACCAUACCAAGAGCUGGAUUACUUUAUUGAAGAUGAAGAUUAUGUUGAGGUCCAUGGAAAUCGUUUUUGGAAGCCAUUUGUGGAAAAGCCUGUUGAUGGGGAUGAUCAUAGUAUAAUGAUUUAUUACCCUAGCUCAGCAGGUGGAGGCAUGAAGGAAUUAUUUAGGAAGGUUGGAAACAGAUCAAGUGAGUUCCAUCCUGAAGUUAGAAGAGUAAGACGUGAAGGUUCUUAUAUAUAUGAGGAGUUUAUGCCAACUGGAGGAACAGAUGUCAAGGUCUAUACUGUUGGUCCUGAAUAUGCACAUGCUGAGGCUAGGAAGUCUCCUGUUGUUGAUGGUGUUGUUAUGAGAAAUCCUGAUGGAAAAGAAAUCAGAUAUCCUGUUUUGCUGACACCUAAUGAGAAGCAAAUGGCUAGGGAAGUUUGCAUUGCAUUUAGGCAAGCGGUGUGUGGGUUUGAUCUUUUGCGUUCUGAGGGGCGGUCAUAUGCUUGUGAUGUGAAUGGAUGGAGUUUUGUGAAAAAUUCACACAAGUAUUAUGAUGAUGCUGCUUGUGUGUUGAGGAAGAUGUUUUUAGAUGCAAAAGCACCUCAUCUUUCUUCAGUAAUACCACCAACAUUACCAUGGAAAGUAAAUGAGCCUGUCCAGCCUUCUGAAAGACUUACACGCCAAGGAAGUGGAGUCAUUGGUUCAUUUGGGCAGUCUGAGGAGCUACGUUGUGUUAUAGUUGUUAUUCGACAUGGUGAUAGAACUCCCAAGCAGAAGGUGAAAUUGAAGGUUACUGAGGAAAAUCUUCUAAACUUGAUGCUAAAGUACAAUGGGGGACGACCCAGAUCUGAGACAAAACUUAAAAGUGCUGUUGAACUGCAAGAUUUAUUAGAUGCCACAAGGAUGCUUGUACCCAGACCAGGUGUUGGAAGUGAUAAUGAAGCUGAAGAUCUUGAGCAUGCUGAAAAGCUUCGUCAAGUUAAGGCAGUACUUGAGGAGGGGGGACAUUUUUCUGGUAUUUACAGAAAGGUUCAAUUAAAGCCCCUUAAGUGGGUUAAAGUUCAAAAAAGUAAUGGUGAAGGUGAAGAAGAACGGCCUGUUGAAGCUCUGAUGGUUCUUAAGUAUGGGGGUGUGCUUACACAUGCUGGGAGGAAGCAGGCAGAAGAACUGGGUAGAUAUUUCCGAAAUAAUAUGUAUCCAGGUGAAGGUACUGGCCUGCUUCGCCUACAUAGUACAUAUCGUCAUGAUCUGAAAAUUUACAGUUCUGAUGAGGGCCGUGUGCAGAUGUCUGCAGCUGCUUUUGCUAAAGGCCUACUUGACCUUGAAGGGCAGCUAACGCCAAUCCUGGUCUCCCUUGUUAGCAAGGACUCCUCUAUGUUAGACGGACUUGAGAAUGCGAGCAUUGAGAUGGAAAAAGCGAAGACUAGACUGAAUGAAAUUAUAACUUCAGGUGCAAGGACAAUUCCUAGUAAUGGAACAUCUGAGUGUCCUUGGAUGGUUGAUGGAGCUGGAUUGCCUUCUAAUGCUUCUGAGCUCCUUCCCAAACUGGUAACUUUGACUAAGAAGGUUACUGAACAAGUCAGAGUACUUGCCAAGCAUGAAGAUGAGAAUCUUGCUGAGACAAGCCCGUAUGAUGUGAUUCUCCCAUAUGACCAAGCAAAGGCACUUGGUAAGACAAAUAUUGACAUUGAUCGUAUUGCUGCUGGAUUGCCUUGUGGUAGUGAGGGAUUCCUUUUGAUGUUUGCUCGGUGGAAAAAACUUGAAAGAGAUUUGUAUAAUGAACGUAAAGAACGUUUUGAUAUAACUCAAAUUCCUGAUGUUUAUGACUCUUGCAAAUAUGAUCUUCUGCAUAAUGCGCAUCUUAAUCUAGAAGAUUUGGAUGAACUCUUCAAAGUUGCCCAGCUUCUUGCAGAUGGUGUCAUCCCUAAUGAAUAUGGGAUUAAUCCAAAGCAGAAGCUAAAAAUCGGUUCAAAGAUUGCACGCCGUUUGUUGGGCAAAAUUUUGAUUGAUCUGAGGAAUACUCGUGAAGAAGCCCUUCAUGUUGCUGAAGUAAAGUGUAAUCAAGACAACUGUUCAAACUCAACCAAAACUGCAAAGGCUAAUACAGUUUUUCCACCAAACAUUUCCAUCAAGACUGAUGACAUAAGAAGAUCUAAUACCACAAGUGAAAUGUCAAUAGAUCAAGAUGAUGAUGAUAAUAAAGAGACCAAAUACCGUUUGGACCCAAAGUAUGCAAAUGUCAUGACACCUGAGCGCCACUUGCGAACGCGCCUUUACUUCACAUCAGAAUCGCAUAUUCAUUCCCUCAUGAAUGUAAUUCGGUACUGCAACCUAGAUGAAUCUCUUCAGGGAGAAGCUGGUCUAGUUUGCCAGAGCGCUUUGGAGAGUUUGUAUAAAACGAAAGAGCUUGACUACAUGAGUCACAUUGUGAUAAGAAUGUUUGAAAACACAGAGGUAGCUUUAGAAGACCCACGACGGUUCCGCAUUGAGUUGACAUUUAGCCAUGGUGCAGAUUCAUCCCCAUUGGAGAGUAACGAUGGCAAGGCUGCUUCACUGAACCAGGAACAUACGCUGCCGAUAAUGGGUCCAGAAAGGCUGCAAGAUGUUGCAUCCUAUCUCACAUUAGAGAAAAUGGAAAAGAUGAUUAGGCCAUUUGCAAUGCCAGCAGAAGACUUCCCUCCUCCAUCUACUCCGGCCGGGUUUUCUGGGUACUUCUUGAGAAGCGCCCUGGUGCUUGAGCGUCUGGUAAAUCUUUGGCCUUUCCAUAAGAAUGCUCAUACCAACGGAAAGUAACAACUAAGAAGUUAGUUCUCCAUUUCCCUCCUUUUAACUUGUUUUUCCCAUUCUUUUUGGUUUUUUGUUCAAUUUUCCCAUUCUUUUUGUUUUACCAUUGAUGCAUCUUUGUUUUCAUUUUUUUACCUCUGGUUAAAAUAACGGCCAAGAGAGGUCUUAAGCACUUUGCUCGAGUAAAUACUUUUCCCCCCAGACUUUCAACAAAAAGAAAGUUGUUGGAAGAAUUUUGGAAAUUGUAUAACUUUUCUCUCAUUAAUGCAAUUUUCUUAUUUGAUCAAAGAAAAAUGUCGGAUGGUUGGUAGGUUUGGUUUAUGAGUUGGUUGGUCGGGCACUUUAUCCUCCUUUUUUCAUUAUCAGUUGAGAUUAGUCGAUAUAGUGUUAUAAUCCUUCAAAAGAUAAGUUUUUAACAAAUAGAACAGAAACAAGCAAUGCAUGUUAGAAGAUUCGUACCUUCUAAACACUUGUGAAUGGAAAAGGAUAAUAUAGUUUCCAAUCUUAGAUCCACUCAACAUCAGACAGGAUACAUAAGAAUAAACAUGUUAACAUUAAAGCAACACAUAAGGGGGAUUGUGGGGCGAUGAAAAGAAAAUGAAUGCAAGCGAGGAACCAAUCAUUGUUCCACAACAAAGAGUUUAAACAUAAUCAAAUUCAGGGAAAUCCCAUUUGACAUUAUUAAUGGAGAAUAUACAAGCUGAAAGUUCAAGCAGCAGCUACCAGAGCCCUGUGUUUCUCAAUUUUCUUCUCAAGAUCAUUCUUUUGGGCUCCAACCACCCUAUCCACUUCCUUCCCUUUCUUUAGCAACACGAAAGUUGGCA
Messenger RNA from Gossypium arboreum, 4492 nucleotides. Its product is annotated as inositol hexakisphosphate and diphosphoinositol-pentakisphosphate kinase VIP2-like. Gene Ontology annotation, molecular function: diphosphoinositol pentakisphosphate kinase activity; 5-diphosphoinositol pentakisphosphate 1-kinase activity; inositol hexakisphosphate kinase activity. The transcript is spliced from 30 exons. Lineage: Eukaryota; Viridiplantae; Streptophyta; Magnoliopsida; Malvales; Malvaceae. The record is from RefSeq and is a predicted model, not a curated record. Gene Ontology annotation, biological process: inositol metabolic process; inositol phosphate biosynthetic process. Bases 504 to 3677 code for a protein of 1057 amino acids.